Messenger RNA from Phragmites australis (common reed), 809 nucleotides. RefSeq lists its product as uncharacterized. The transcript has 2 exons. The coding region runs from base 55 to 321 and encodes 88 amino acids. The record is from RefSeq and is a predicted model, not a curated record. Lineage: Eukaryota; Viridiplantae; Streptophyta; Magnoliopsida; Poales; Poaceae.
CUACUUCGAGUCCUCAUAUCGCAAGGUCCAAAACCCUAAAACCCCGGCAAAGGCAUGGCGUCGUGCCUCCGCUCCUUCGCCCGUCCCGCCACCGCGGCCUUCCUCCGCUCCGCAGCCAGCCAAAGCCCCGCUGCGUCCCUCCCCCGCUCCCUCGCUCCUGUCCCCAGGGCUUCGACCGUGGGGCGGCGGAUGGCGCUGGCGCGGUCGCUGCAGCCGCUGCACAGCGCGAUCUCGGCGGCGCGGCUGACGUCGCGGCUGGGAGCGGAGGUGGCGCGGGCCGUGUCGCAGGGUACGCUCUGCAGCUCCUACCCGGGAGUCUGAAUCUGAUACAGUCUACUAAUCUUUGCAAACCCUACUUGUGAGUCGUGGCUGCCCGAUUGCUUGUCUGCUCGUUUAUUCUAAGUUCAUGUGUUGUUUGUCCCGAUUUAUGGUGCGUUGGUUCGCUUGGUGGGGUCCAAUUUCGCUUGGAUUGAUGUAAUUCUUUGUUGGGUUAUGCUGUUGGAUGGAAUCCUUGUCAUCAUGGACCAAAACUCUCUUCUUUGAUCCUAGAUGAGUUCACAUAUUCGCUGUUAUAGGAUACACAUGGGUCUAAACAUGUUUCCCUGAUCCCUCGAAGCAAUUUUCUUUGAAUCUGGUUCUAAUCUAGGGAUGCCGCCAGUGAAGGUACUAAGGAGUAUGGUGCGAAUUUUUUUUUCAAAAAAUCUUGUAGGUUCAUACUAAACGGGAAAAUUCCUGAGCGAUGUAAAAAUUCUUGAAUGUACUAUGUAAGAUAGCGAAGUAAUGUUGAAGAGCACAUAUAAGAAACAUCA